Messenger RNA from Pelobates fuscus (common spadefoot toad), 4447 nucleotides. RefSeq names its product STEAP2 metalloreductase (gene STEAP2). The transcript is spliced from 5 exons. Gene Ontology annotation, molecular function: ferric-chelate reductase (NADPH) activity; cupric reductase (NADH) activity. Gene Ontology annotation, biological process: copper ion import. Lineage: Eukaryota; Metazoa; Chordata; Amphibia; Anura; Pelobatidae. The record is from RefSeq and is a predicted model, not a curated record. The coding region runs from base 92 to 1558 and encodes 488 amino acids. Gene Ontology annotation, cellular component: endosome; plasma membrane.
CCCUUAGCCAGUGAUGCAUCUUUAGAAGGAGAAGAGUUGCAGGUGUUAAACAUGAAAUAGAUGCGCAGGACUGAAACAUCUUUAUGAAAAAAUGGAGUCUAUCACUAUGAUGGGAAGUCCAAAGAGUGUGAAUGAUUCAUUCCUGCCAAAUGGAACAACCUGCCUGAAAGAGACCAAAACAACUAUUGGAAUAUUAGGAAGUGGAGACUUUGCCAAAUCAUUGACGAUUAGGCUGAUAAGAUGCGGUUACCACGUGGUCAUUGGGAGCCGUGAACCAAAAUGUGCAGCUGACUUUUUCCCACAUGUCGUGGACGUUACCCACCACGAGGACGCAAUAAUGAAAGCGAGCAUCAUAUUCGUAGCAAUACACAGAGAACACUAUUCUUCCUUAUGGGACUUGAAACAUUUACUCACUGGAAAAAUACUAGUGGACGUCAGCAAUAACAUGAGAAUGGAUCAGUACCCGGAAUCAAAUGCAGAAUAUUUGGCUUCGUUGUUUCCAGACUGUUACGUUGUGAAAGGAUUUAAUGUGGUUUCAGCAUGGGCACUGCAACUGGGCCCAAAAGAUGCAAGUAAUCAUGUCUAUAUUUGCAGCAAUAAUGUUCAAGCUCGUCAUCAAGUUAUUGAACUCGCUCGUCAGAUGAGCUUCAUUCCAGUCGACUUGGGUGCACUGUCUUCAUCACGAGAAAUAGAAAACAUACCUCUGCGUCUUUUUACGCCAUGGAAAGGCCCAGUGGUGCUUGCGAUUAGCCUUGCUACGUUCUUCUUCGUCUAUUCCUUUAUAAGAGAUGUUAUUCACCCGUACGUAAGGAAUCAACAGAGUGACUUCUACAAGAUCCCCAUUGAAAUUGUGAACAAGACUUUACCAGUAGUGGCCAUCACACUUCUCUCUCUGGUAUACCUAGCUGGUCAACUAGCCGCUGCUUACCAGUUAUAUUAUGGAACCAAGUACAGGCGAUUCCCACCGUGGCUGGAGAGUUGGUUACAAUGUAGGAAGCAGUUAGGUUUGCUAAGCUUCUUCUUUGCUGCAGUCCAUGUGGUAUACAGCAUGUGUUUGCCAAUGAGACGUUCAGAGCGUUACUUGUUUCUCAAUAUGGCGUAUCAACAGGUUCGUGCUAACAUUGAUAACUCUUGGAAUGAGGAAGAAGUGUGGCGAAUUGAAAUGUACAUUUCCUUUGGCAUAAUGAGCCUUGGAUUACUUUCCUUACUGGCAGUGACGUCCAUCCCAUCUGUCAACAACGCUUUAAACUGGAGAGAAUUCAGCUUUAUUCAGUCCACCCUUGGAUACGUUGCUCUGCUGAUAAGCACAUUCCAUGUUUUACUAUAUGGCUGGAAACGGGCAUUCGAAGAAGAGUACUACCGUUUUUACACCCCUCCAAACUUUGUCCUGGCGUUGGUCCUCCCAUCUAUUGUAAUUCUGGGUAAAAUAGUUUUGCUCUGCCCAUGCGUGAGCAAAAAGCUUCGAAGAAUUAAAAGAGGCUGGGAGAAAAGCUAUUUUAAGGACAAGUCCAGUGGCUCGGCGGCUCACGUAUCUCCAGAAAGGGUUACAGUAAUGUAAUGUGCCAAUGAACUGUUCUCGAAUUCUCCAUUUUUCAAUCCAACAUUUAUUAUUUUCUUUUGCGUUAACAUGAACUGUGCAGGAGCUAUACAGAAAAAGAAGGUAUAAAUAGCAAUAGAGCAACAGUUUGAACAAGUACUCUUCAUAUAUAUUCUAAAUUGCGUUCACAUAAAUUAAUCUUGCUAAUUUAUGUAGUAUUAACCAGCGUUACAGCAAGAUACUGUAUUCAAAUGUAAUAAUAUCUAUCUGUGUAACAGACAAUUGCACUACAGCUAAACAUUAUUAGAACAUUGUGAAUCUUUUCAUUACUACGGAACACCAUCUGGAGAGCUCCUACCAUAAGCACACAAGAGCAUCUUUUAACAUGGGCUCUCUUUGACAAAUUAAAGUUGUAUCCUACAUACAGGAAUAGUGCCAAUUUAGAUAGAUAAAUUCAUAAAUAAAGUGCAAAUAAAAAUCUCAUUCAAUUUUAGAAUCCCUGUAUUAACACACUUGUAGAUUCCAUGAGGUUGACCCAAAAUAAAGACGUUCAUCAAGAGGAAAACUAAUUGGUACUCUGUUUACAGAAUACAAACUCCUUGGUGGCUUCAGUUUAGAAAGAGGCUUUUUCUCAAAAUUACAGAAGAUGCCCAUAUUAAGAAUAUUCCUAUUUCCUAGGAGGAAAACAGUAAUUUAAUGUUUAAAACUUUAUUGUUCCAGAUUAAAUUAACAUUUUUCAAGCAUAACACUUGUAUAUGACCGGCUGGGGUGGUCAGAAUGAACUGUCUUUGCAUCCAUAGAACAUAAACAAUUUAUUGAAACUAUGUUUUAAAACUCAGUGCAAUAGCAGCUCAUAUCUGAUCACCCCCAUGGUACAGCUCUGGUAGGUGUGAAAUAUUUUCAACAUCAAUGUCUAAUUUGUGUUAUUUUGUUGCAAUAUUUAAUGACCAUUCCACACUCUUAUUCGUCCUCUUCCAAAGUUAUUUGGCUAGUAAUUCUAUGGGGAAAAAUCAUAGCCGUAAGUGUUCAGUAUUAGACGACUUCUGAUGUUACAAGGUUUUCAGUCAUGUUUUGUAUUUCCAGAAACCCAUUGAUACAUCACCUUUUGUAGUGAUAUUGGAUUUGUAUUUUUUUAUCUAGAGUUUCAUAUAUAUAUAUCACCAAAUGUUUUUAAGAUAGUAUUCGUGAAAAUAAUGUUAAUUGCACAUGUGGCAUAUCAGCAUUUCUUAUGAUGUUCCUAAUUGCAGUGUUUUUAGAAUAUAUAUGUGCCAAAAUUCCUUCACAGAAGCCUUCUGGAGAAUGAAGGUUAUUGAAAAGGAUUAUUCACUAAAGUGAGUAUUCAAAGUGAAUUUCCUAUUUAAGGCCAGAGCAGCGAGAUUUUUUCCAGUUUGGCAAUUUUUACCUUAAAUUUGAAAUUCAUUACAAAUUCUCACUGUAAACCUCUUUAAAAGAAAGAUAAAUGACGUGCGUUUAAGAAAAAACAGAAAAUUGUGAGCAAAAACAUGUUAUCAACUGCAAACAAAAUAAAAAAGGACAGGGAUAUCAAAAGAAAUAGUUCAGCUUAUCUCUAGCCACUUCAAAUACUUUUGUUUUGUUUUUCUGUAAUAUAAUUUUGCCAAAUAGAAAUCAACACCAUAACCACUUCAGUUUAUUGAAGUAGUUAUAGUGCCUGUACAAUCUUUCAUUUCAUUUGUGACAGAAUAUGUUUUUAAAGUGGAGCUUGUAGCUCAGCCCACAAUCCCUCUCAGACAGAGAGCUGGGAAUUACACCUUGAGUUGGGACGGAAAGAGAAAUACAAAGAUUAUAAUGGCUAAUUGAAAAAGAUUUAAUAAAAAGAUAUUUCCUAUAAUGAUAAAGUUUGCCUCCCCUUACCAUCCAUUACAUAGCUCACAUAAUCCAACUGUAACCAUCCAUUUCCACAUUCAAAUUUGUUGUUAUCCUUCCUGAAGGGUUAUACUAGUGUUUUCUAAAAACAUAAAAUACCCUUCUGACAACAACCUUUAAGCCUCUAUACCAGGGACACCUUUGGCACUCCAGAUGUUGUGGACUACAUCCCCCAUAAUGCUCUUACACACAUAAUGCUGGCAAAGCAUCAUGGGAGGUGUAGGCAAAAACAUCUGCCGUGCCGAAGGUUGCCUAUGCCUGCUCUACACUAUUGCCGAGCAGAGUCUUUAAAAUUCAGGCUUGGCCCGUCCUUGUAAUUCUGGCACCCUACAGAUACUACACUGUGUGUGAUUUUGUGGACUACAUCUCCCAUAAUUCUUACAUUCAUAAAUAUAUGAAUAUUUGUCGAUCAAACCAUCAGCAUUGAUUCUGUUACGCAGGAUAGAGCCCAUGUCUGCAUUAGUUAAGGCAGACCAUUUAUUUUGUACAAUUUUUAGAAUGCCCAGUUUUCUGUGUGAAUGUUCCUGCGUUGUAAGCAGUGCUGUACCCUUCAUUGUAAGAAGUGUGGGAACACAGAACCAUCUACAGAUAUAGGCCUCCAUUUCAUAUUUUUCAUAUAAGCUUUUCAAAUCAUUUUUUAUAUUUUUGGAUAAACUUUUAAAAACGUUCUUUCUCAAAAUAUAAAAAUAUCAAAAACAUACGUCAAUGGGACGGAGCAGUAUACCGAGCUCGACUAUUAAGACCAUCCUGAAGACCCUCAGGGACCUUCGGCUCAUAGACACGUGGCGGGCACUACACCCGGUGGAACGAGACUUUACGUACUACUCCACACUACACCACCGGUACUCCAGAAUUGAUUACAUCUGCAUACAGCAGGAGGGACUCACCUACCUCAGGAAGGCUGACAUCCAACCUACGCCCUGGUCGGACCACAGUGCGGUAAAAGUGGAACUUGAAUCGCCCCUAUACCGCCCGACCAAGAUGACAUGGAGACUUAACAACGCCCUACUUCUGGACGAACCAACG